Messenger RNA from Diorhabda sublineata, 9850 nucleotides. Its product is annotated as amyloid beta A4 precursor protein-binding family B member 1-interacting protein-like. Lineage: Eukaryota; Metazoa; Arthropoda; Insecta; Coleoptera; Chrysomelidae. Gene Ontology annotation, biological process: signal transduction. The record is from RefSeq and is a predicted model, not a curated record. Bases 295 to 3390 code for a protein of 1031 amino acids. The transcript is spliced from 8 exons.
AUGUUCUUUAGUAAACAAAUUAUCAGUGUGGAUGAUUCUUGUUAAAUAACAUGGAUUAUUUAUCUGGUCUACUAUAUAUUUGAACCGGCAUGGCUGAUUUCGUGUGAACCUUUGCGUUGUUGUUGUUAUAUGCAUCAAGUUCAGUCGCUCCGAGUUUGGGGUAACGAAUACAACGGGCGAAGUAAGUUUGAAAUAAACGCGUCGUUAGAAAGAUAUAAUAUGUGUACAAAUAGAAUAAGAGAGGAUUCGUGAAACGAUGCGAUUAUCUCGUCGUGAGUGUACUUACGUGAAAACAUGUCUUGGAUAAAAAAGGCCAAUAUUAAAAUGGGUGUUAAGAAGAUGAACGAUAAUGACGAUGAUAAUAGUUCUAAUUAUUCAGAUGAUUCAGGUUUAGAUCCCACCAAUUCCGCAUCUCACUUGCGUCCACUAAAUUCCGAUAUAACCGCUCCAAGGAUAGACAGCUACAGAUUUUCCAUGGCUAACCUCGAAGAUUCCCAAGACGUCGACCUCGACGCCAUCCUGGGGGAACUCUGCGCUUUGGAAACCGUUUGCGAUAGAGAAAUCGGACAAGCCAGAGAUAAAAUACAAUCGGCGAUUUCGGAUUCUCAGACUCAAAUCGAAAAUCGAACGCACAACAGAUCGUUAUCGGAAGCUUCGAGAAUGAAAAUUGAUAACGACGAUAAUCUGCUUAUGAAAAGCGAUUCGGGACGUACGGAAUCGCCCGAUAACGAUUCGGCUUUUAGCGAUACGGUUUCCAUGUUGUCCAGCGAAUCGUCGGCGAGCAGCGGCGGCAGCGGAGCCAAACCUCAAACUCUGAGACUGCAAAACGUACAACAGGACGACGCUUCGAGACUUAAAGCGGAAAAAAUCAAAAUGGCCAUGGAGAAGAUCAAGGAAGCCAAUAUACAGAAAUUAUUUUUGAAAGUGUUCACCGUAGACGGUUCGGCUAAAUCGUUAUUGGUCGAUGAAAAAAUGGUGUGUUCGUACGUAACGAGAUUGUUGGCCGACAAAAAUCACGUGCAGAUGGAACCCAAAUGGGCUAUAGUCGAACAUUUACCCGAUUUAUAUAUGGAGAGAUUCUACGAAGACCACGAACUCCUAGUGGACAAUCUCCUACUUUGGACACGCGAUUCCAAAAACAAAAUCUACUUCGUAGAAAGAGAAGAUAAGAUCAAAUUGUUUUCCCAACCGGAAAGAUUCCUCUUGUCGUCUACCGACAAAAAGGAAGAUCAGGACUACGACGAACAUUUCAGAAAUAUGUUAUUGGAGGAAUACUUCUCCUCGAACAAUCCGCCCGAAGUGGAAGGACCUCUCUAUUUGAAGGCGGAUUCGAAGAAAGGAUGGAAAAAACACCAUUUCGUUCUCCGGGCUUCGGGAUUGUAUUAUUACCCGAAGGAUAAAGCGAAAUCGGCCAAGGAUCUGGUCUGCCUGGCCACAUUCGACAACAACCACAUCUAUUACGGCUUGGGAUGGAAGAAAAAGUACAAGGCUCCGACGGAUUUUUGUUUCGCCGUUAAACAUCCGAGAUUACAAGAACCGAAAUCGACGAAGUACAUAAAAUAUUUGUGCGCCGAGGACCAGAACACGUUGGAAAGGUGGAUGGUCGGUAUGAGGAUAGCGAAAUUCGGUAAACAAUUGAUGGAUAAUUACAGGAGUCUCGUCGACGAGCUGGCCCAAGAGGAUUUGGACAUUUUGGCCAACGCCAGGAGUUGUUCUGUCAGUUCCAUCGCCGUUCAAUCGUUUCCGUCUAAUGUUACCACACCUACGCAAGGAUAUCAAAGUAGCGAAGCCGGUUAUGGAACCCAAAGCGAAACAUAUUCCACAUCUACCGAUAUGAGCUCGGGAAGACACAGCAGAGCCAGUAGCUCCAGUUCCAGCGGUUGUAUGUCGGACAGCGCCCCGUCCAGUUGCGAAAACGCUUUCGAUUCCGAAUUUCCCAUGGGUACCAUAAAAAGAAAACCAUCGAUGAAACCCAGUUUACCGUUAACCAAUAUCACUCGACAAUUGAAAGAAGUCGGCGAAACUAGGGACGAAACCGACGGAACCCCAUUACCCUCCAGUCCCAUAAUCUACACAAAUUCCGGUACUCUAACGCGAGGUCACAACCGAAGGAAAUCCAACCAAUCGGACGAUUCCUCCAACAGCGGUACCCUAAAAAGGCAACAUUCCUACAAAUCCAGAGGAUCCGUCGAAUCUACGGGAAACAGAAGCGGUAAUACGACGCCUCUGUGCGGCACUUUACCGGAUUAUACUACCGGAAACGGUUACUUAUCGACCGUUAUGACGGAUUCCAUAACGUCGUUACCGCCGCCGCCCCCCGAAAACCACGACGAUAUAAUAAUAAAUAAUUAUUCCCUACCGGCGCCGCCUCCCGAAGUAUACAAUUCGAAUCUCUCUCUCGAUAGUCUUCCGCCGCCUCCGAAUCCGAUCGAUUUACCGCCGAUUACCGGCGCCGAAUUAACCGGUAGCCAAUUGUCGCUUAUGUCGUUACCGCCGCCGCCCGGAGAGGAUACCGCUAUAAGGAAAAGGAUCGGCGGAGCCUUGUCGCCGGAUUUAACGCCAACCCAUUCGAGACUGAAUACACCGGUUUGUAGUCCUCCGCAAUCGAACGCCGGAAGCGGUUGUAGUACGCCUAUUCAAGGAAAUCCGCCGGUUAAUUUCAAUAUGGCGGCGCAUAGAUGCGUCAACGGUCAGGAGAUGUUGUACGGUACCGCGGGUCUUCGGUCUUCCAUUAGACAGUCUUCUUCUACUUCUUUACCGAGACAGAUUUCUUGUAAUAGUAUAGCGUCGAGUAACAGUUCGGGUUCGUCUUCCGGCAACACCUACCGGAAUUCGCCCGGUAUACAGAGAAAGGUGAAUUUCCAGGAGCCCCCUAGUCCUAAGAAGACUGGCAAAAAGAUUAGUUUUAAUUUGACGCCGCAGGAAGUGCCGCCUUUACCGAAAAAACCGCCGCCGCCUAAAAGGGCGGAAACCACCAAAUUGACUAGUCCGAAAAAGUUGGUCGAACCGCCGGUGGAAUUUUUGAAGGAUUUGCAAAGGGUUAUGAGAAAAAAAUGGCAGGUAGCUCAAAAAUGCAAACUGGAACCGGAAACAACGCCGCACGAAGUACUUGGUUUCCGCGAUCCCCCCGUCCUUCUGCCCGAUUACAAGGAACACAACGUUUCGAAUUGGGUACAGGAACAUUACGGACCGAACAACGUUUACGAGAACAUCUAUCGAGAUAAUAAUCCCGAUGCUGUCGUCGAAUACGCCACCAGUCCGGUACACGUUAGAAACGAAAUCAGAUCGUCGGUAUCGUCGAUGGAUUCGAUGAAAUCCAAACGACCGCCGCCGCCGCCGCCUCCGAAACGUAGCGAAACUACGCAUCUAACCACUCCAAAGACUUACUGAUGCUGCGUGUGUUGAUUCAAAUCGUGGAAAAUAACCUCAAAUUGGCGCGUGAGAUUUGAUCGUGUCAGAAAAUCGUUUUGGUUGCCACUGUUCCUAGCAGAAAAAGGAAAACGUUUUCGGAAAUUCUGUUAUCGCGAAACGGAUUCGGUUGAAAUUUGUUUGGUAGUGAAACGAAAAUUGUUGAAAUGGCCUAAAAAGACGAUUUUCUGAUGACUUUUCGAGUUUUGGCAUAUCAGGUCCUUGUAUACGGUGACCAUUCAUAUAUAAUCGCUAAUUGCUUCGUUUUGACUGAAUUUCUUUUGAAAUAAUUCGAUAAAAUAUUGAUUUUCAACAACUCGACCGAGUCAUUUGCUUUUAAUCGUCAAUAAAUUGAUUGUUAUUUCGGAUUUCUAAUCAACAGAAUCUAAAUCCACACAUUUUUCGUUAAAUUUUGAUUCUAAACCGUUUGACUGAUUAAGGGGUGUAUACACGAUCCGGUAAAAAAACGUCUAAUAAAAUUGACAACUGUCAAUAACCUUUUUUAGUGUGAUAAAGUGUUUUACUGCAUUUUAUUAUUAUUUUUCUCAAAAAUCUCGUUUUUUUAAGUGGUGUAUACUCGAUCCGGCAAAAAAACCGUCCAAAAAAUUGAAUCUUGAUGAAAUAUAGUUACGGAAAAAUCGUCUAAAUAAUGAACUUUUUCUUAGAAUAGUACGUAUCGAUAACGUUGUGCAUUUCUUUGCAAUAUCUCAUUGUUUAAGGUAUAUAUCCGCGAUCCGGCAAAAUAACCGCCAAUUUUCUCCCUAAAUUCAUUUAUGCUUUAUUUAUGUUUAAGGAUUAUAUAAUACUAAAGUGAUAUUUUAUGUUCUCAUGAAAUGCGUAAUAUCUUAAGAUGUGGUUACACGAUCCGGUAGAAAAACCGAUUUAUCUUCUCUCGAAAUUAAUUUUUAAUUUAUUUUUGUGGUAUCAUCAUAACGCUCCUUACAGUGCCACUUCCGCAUUUUUUAAAAUAAGUUUCAUGAAAUAUUUCAUUGUUUCAUGGUGUAUAUAAACGAUCCGGCAGAAAAACCUGUCGAAUAAAAAAAAUUUAUAAAUUCUAUUAAAAUUUUGGGUUGUGUUCAUAUCUUAAAAUUUCAUGAAUAAUUUUAUUGUUUAAGGUGGGUGUACACAAUCCGGCAAAAAACCGUAGCACUAAAAUUGAUUCCCGUUUGAAAAAUUUUGUUUUUCUUCCUUUGUUUAUCCAUUUUCUACGGUUAGUUUAGUGAUUGCAUAAUUUAAACAUUUUUAAGGACGUCCUAUCCGAUCCGGCAAACAUAGAUCUCCAUUUUUACCCAUUUUCCCGUGGGUUUCCCAGAGGUAAAAAAUUUUUACCGUCAUAAAAAACUAAUUUCCAAUAAAAAAAAUAUUUUUCUUUUAUUUCAACCUUAUCCAUUAUCUAAAUCACCUGUAAAGGUGGUUAUACACGAGCCGGUGAAGUAGAUUCUGAUGAUUCGAAAUAUUAUCAACAGAAACUGCAUUUAAAUAUGCGUGCAUUUAUUUGAGCUUCAAAAUAUACAAUAACUGGAAAAGUAAUUAUCCAAUCUUGUGAUUUCCAUAUCAAAAUAUCAUUUAAAUCAUAUUUAUUCGAUAUCUAUAGCUUGGUUUACACGUCCCAUUAAAACCGCGUCGUAUAAAACGUACUUUUAACCUGUAAUUUUUUUAACAAGGAUUGAUGACAAGACUAUUUGAGUUUAUUUUACCCCGUUUUGUGAUUUAAACACCACCUAAACUGCCAGCCUGAAGGAAGAGUCUGCAUCUGGAUGUGAUUUAAAUUUAUUGUGCCAUUUUUUUCUUGAGUGUACACGUCAAGGGACUUCUUAAAUUAGUUUUUGUAAUACUGGACACGUUGAAUUGCGAAUAAUCCUUUUUGUAUAUAUAAUUCUAAAAUUGUAGUUAAAUUAUUUAUGAAUAAUAAAAAAAAAUAAUAAUAUGUCAAACAUUGAUGGUGCUUACGAAACGUCCGAUACGUUCGUAUAUGAAAUUAGACGCCAAAAAAAAACAAAAUGGUUCUUGUUUUCGCCACAUAUUUAUAAUAUGAAAAAAUCCGGAAGAACUUAAUUACAAAACUAUUUUUAAGAUGUGUAUAAACGAUCCGGCAGAAAAACCGUGUAUUUUCUCUCCAAAUUAAUUUUAAAUUUAAUAUGGAGGACAUUUCAUAACAUUUCUCACAAUCCUCAAUGUUAUUUUCACAAUUUCGCAUCAUUUUUCAUGAAAUAUCCCAGUUUUUAAGAUGUGUAUACACGAUCCGGCAGAAACACCGUCUAUUUCCUCUCCAAAUUCAUUUUAAAUUUAAUAUUGAGGAAGUUUCAUAACGUUUCUCACAAUCCUCAAUGUUAUUUUAACAAUUUCGCAUCAUUUUUCAUGAAAUAUCCCAGUUUUUAAGAUGUGUAUACACGAUCCGGCAGAAAAACCGCCUCUUUUCUCUCCAAAUUCGUUUCAAAUUUAAUCUUGAGGAAAUUUUAAAACGUUUCUCAUAAUCCUCAAUGUUAUUUUCACAAUUUCGCAUCAUUUUUCAUGAAAUAUCUCAGUUUUUAAGAUGUGUUUACACGAUCCGGCAGAAACACCGUCUAUUUCCUCUCCAAAUUCGUUUCAAAUUUUAUCUUGAGGAAAUUUUAAAACGUUUCUCACAAUCCUCAAUGUUAUUUUCACAAUUUCGCAUCAUUUUUCAUGAAAUAUCUCAGUUUUUAAGAUGUGUUUACACGAUCCGGCAGAAACACCGUCUAUUUCCUCUCCAAAUUCAUUUUAAAUUUAAUAUUGAGGAAGUUUCAUAACGUUUCUCACAAUCCUCAAUGUUAUUUUAACAAUUUCGCAUCAUUUUUCAUGAAAUAUCCCAGUUUUUAAGAUGUGUAUACACGAUCCGGCAGAAAAACCGCCUCUUUUCUCUCCAAAUUCGUUUCAAAUUUAAUCUUGAGGAAAUUUUAAAACGUUUCUCAUAAUCCUCAAUGUUAUUUUCACAAUUUCGCAUCAUUUUUCAUGAAAUAUCUCAGUUUUUAAGAUGUGUUUACACGAUCCGGCAGAAACACCGUCUAUUUCCUCUCCAAAUUCGUUUCAAAUUUUAUCUUGAGGAAAUUUUAAAACGUUUCUCACAAUCCUCAAUGUUAUUUUCACAAUUUCGCAUCAUUUUUCAUGAAAUAUCUCAGUUUUUAAGAUGUGUUUACACGAUCCGGCAGAAACACCGUCUAUUUCCUCUCCAAAUUCAUUUUAAAUUUAAUAUUGAGGAAGUUUCAUAACGUUUCUCACAAUCCUCAAUGUUAUUUUAACAAUUUCGCAUCAUUUUUCAUGAAAUAUCCCAGUUUUUAAGAUGUGUAUACACGAUCCGGCAGAAAAACCGCCUCUUUUCUCUCCAAAUUCGUUUCAAAUUUAAUCUUGAGGAAAUUUUAAAACGUUUCUCAUAAUCCUCAAUGUUAUUUUCACAAUUUCGCAUCAUUUUUCAUGAAAUAUCUCAGUUUUUAAGAUGUGUUUACACGAUCCGGCAGAAACACCGUCUAUUUCCUCUCCAAAUUCGUUUCAAAUUUUAUCUUGAGGAAAUUUUAAAACGUUUCUCACAAUCCUCAAUGUUAUUUUCACAAUUUCGCAUCAUUUUUCAUGAAAUAUCUCAGUUUUUAAGAUGUGUUUACACGAUCCGGCAGAAACACCGUCUAUUUCCUCUCCAAAUUCAUUUUAAAUUUAAUAUUGAGGAAGUUUCAUAACGUUUCUCACAAUCCUCAAUGUUAUUUUAACAAUUUCGCAUCAUUUUUCAUGAAAUAUCCCAGUUUUUAAGAUGUGUAUACACGAUCCGGCAGAAAAACCGCCUCUUUUCUCUCCAAAUUCGUUUCAAAUUUAAUCUUGAGGAAAUUUUAAAACGUUUCUCAUAAUCCUCAAUGUUAUUUUCACAAUUUCGCAUCAUUUUUCAUGAAAUAUCUCAGUUUUUAAGAUGUGUUUACACGAUCCGGCAGAAACACCGUCUAUUUCCUCUCCAAAUUCGUUUCAAAUUUUAUCUUGAGGAAAUUUUAAAACGUUUCUCACAAUCCUCAAUGUUAUUUUCACAAUUUCGCAUCAUUUUUCAUGAAAUAUCCCAGUUUUUAAGAUGUGUAUACACGAUCCGGCAGAAAAACCGCCUCUUUUCAAAUUUUAUCUUGAGGAAAUUUUAAAACGUUUCUUACCAUCCCCAAUCUUAUUUUCUCAAAUUCACAUUAUUUCUCAUAAAUUAUCUUAAAUCAAAUCUAUUAAGAUUUGUAUACACGAUCCGGUGAAAAAACCGUCCAACAAAAGAAUUCAUCAGUUUGUCUUUCAAAAGUACCGUGUUUUAUGUAUUUUUUCACUACGUUAUUGUUUAGGGUGCGUAUAGACGAUCCGGUAAAAAAAUCGUCUAAGCAACAAUUUUAUUUCAUUCCAUUUUUAUACACGGUAAUAUUUUUUUUGGUUUUUGUUAAACUUUCGUGUACGAAAUCGAUCGGACCUAGUUAAAAUUUCAACAGAUGUAGCGAAAUUUUGCGUGUUUUAUAAAUUUUAUAACAAUUUUUACCUAAAUUAGUUAAAAAUAUUUAUACGACUAUUAUAAAUUUACAGGGUUUAAAGAUGUCGGUUAUUUAUUUCAUAUAUUUUCCGAAAAUACUUCCGAAUCUACCCGAUUCGAUAACAACACGCUAAUUCGACGUUUUCGAUAACGCAGAAUCCAUUUAUACAAAUCCAAUUCUAAAAAUAUCACCUCCAAUAAUAAAUCCGAACCGGAUGACGACCAAUUCAUUUAUUACUUAUUUUCGAUAUGUUGUACUUCGACAAAUGGAUUCUACAUUAUCGAAAACGCUAAACUAACGAGUUUUAGAUGGGUAAAUACGGAAAUAUGGCCUUUUGUUCUAAUUACCUGUAAUACUUUUUGUAUAUAUAAUCUGUGAACGUUCCUUUUACCUAAGUGAAUCAUUUCGGGGCGUCAAAGUAAUAUAACAUGUAAUAUAUUUCUCAAAUUAUUAUUAUUUUUUUGAUAUAUAAACUUUAUUGAUCUCUACAAUGCCAUUAUUAUAUAUUUUUUGUAUGGUUUGUUACUGCAUUUAUACCGGUUGUAAACAUGUUACUAUAUACACAAACAUCUAUUUGAGAAUUAUAUUUAUAUUAACCCCUGUAUAAAAUAAUAGAACAAUUGUGCGAUCAACGGAUCCGGAACAAUUUUUGUGCCAAAAAAAAAUCACUAUUUUCAAUACAAUUACUAUUCGAUGAGUAAAAAGCGAGGAGGUAUCAUAUCAGGAACGUAGAAAUAUAUUCAAGGUAACAGGAGGCAAACAUAUGGACGAAGUAACAGGAGACAGAAAGGUAGAUGAGGUAACAGGAGAUAGAAACAUGUAGGAAGUAAACGGGAGGCAAAAUAAUGUGUGAGGUAACAAGAACUAGAAAGAUGUACGAAGUAACAGGAGUUAAAAUAUUGACGAGGUAACAGGAAACAAAAUUAUGGAAGAAGUCGCAGGAGGUAGAAAGAUUUCAGAAAUAACAGGAGGUGAAAAGAUAUACGAAGUAACUGGAGGUAUAAUAUGAACGAGGCAACAGGAAAAAGAAAUAUGUAAUAAGCAGCAGGAGGUAGAGAGGGGGGAAUUAAUUGUGGUUUCAAAAUCCAAUUUCAUCGCAUUUUGUCAAAUUUGAUUUGGUAUCAGGAAAAUGAGGAGGUGUAAUACUUGCCAGAAGUAAUCAUGACUCUAAAAUUAUUUUUAAAAUGUCUAAAAUUCAUUUUGGGCCAGGAAAACAUACAUACGAGGAGCUAUAUGAUGUAUCAGGAGUAACUGUAUUCUCAAAAUCUAAUUUCUUUCAAUUUUGUCCAAUUAAGUUUUUCACCAAGAGAACUAGGAGGUAUACGACGUACCAGAUGUUACCAUUCAUCCAAAAUUUUAUCUAAAAUUGAUUAUGUACUAGGAAAACAUGAACAACAGGGGGUAUAUGACGUACCAGGAGUAAGUCUAAUUUAUUCAAAUUUUGUCUAAUUUUUUUUUCUUACCAGGAGAACGAAAAUGUAUACGACGUACCAGGAGCAACUAUUUCUUGAAAAUUGUAUCUAAAAUUUCUUUGGAAUUGAUUGUAAUGGGAAAACAUGAAUACAAGAAUGUAUAUGAAGUACCAGAAGUAACUAUUUCCAAAACUCCGUGUUAUAUAUUUGUUUAAAUUUGAUCCAGUACCUUCUGAUAGGAUAACAGGGGUAAAUACAAUCUACCAAUAAUUUUUUGAAAAAAUAUUGUUAGAUUUUGGUUUUUUUUCGCAAAAAUUGUUUCGAAAAUUUGGUCCUGCAUGUACGGGCACAAACGAAACGGCGUUGUAGACAGAGUUUUUACAUUUUUUAUUAUUACUGUUGGGUUUUUUUUUCUAUAAGCAAACCAUUUGGUACAAUGUGUAUAAUUCACAUACAUAUAUAUAAUAAUGUUAUUUUAUCCUUAUUAGGACCAAUUUAAUUUUUUUAAUUAUAAUAAAAUAAACGGAAAAUACCAAA